AUGUCAAAACAAGAAUGGAAAAACAAAACGGUUGUUACAGAGUUUAUUCUCCUUGGAUUUGGAAAUGGCCCUGAGCUGGAUUAUCUUCUCUUCCUAAUGUUCCUGACAACCUAUAUUAUGACCAUAACAGGGAACACCUUCAUCAUUGCACUGGUGGUGGCUAAUCAGUCUCUUCACAUCCCAAUGUACUUCUUCCUGGGCAAUUUGGCUUGCUUAGAUAUCUGCUACAGCUCAAACAUCUUGCCAAGAAUGUUGCUCAGUUAUCUGAGUGGAGACAGAAGAAUAUCAGUUGUCGGAUGUUUUACACAGUACUAUUUCUUGGCAGCUGCAGAAUGUUAUCUCCUAGCAGUGAUGUCUUAUGACAGGUACCUAGCAGUGUGCAAACCCUUGCUCUAUUUAUUCCUUAGGAACCACAAGCUCUGUCUCCAGCUAGGUGCUGCAUCUUGGAUAAGUGGUUUUCUGUCUAAUUCUAUAUUAACAUUCCUGAUCUCAAACUUAGAUUUCUGUGGCCCUAAUGAAAUUGAACAUUUCUUCUGUGACUCCUUUCCAAUGAUGAAACUAUCCUGCAGUGACACUCACAUGGUGGGACUUGUCACUUCUUUUGUGGCAGGUGGAUGCUCCCUGCCUCCGUUUCUCUUGACUUUCUCAUCCUAUCUCUACAUCAUUAUUACAGUCAUGAGAAUUCCUUCUUCCACUGGAAGGAAAAAGGCCUUUUCCACCUGUUCUUCACAUCUUAUUGUGGUGUUACUUUUUUACUGGUCAAUAUUAGCUGUCUAUGUCCUUCCUCAUCACGGUAUUCAAAUAUCUCUGAACAAAGUCUUCUCUAUGUUUUAUACUAUUCUCACUCCCCUGGUCAAUCCUCUUAUUUAUAGCCUGAGAAAUGAAGAAGUAAAGAAAACUCUGCAAAAAAAGACAAGUACACUACUGGGUUUCAGAUAG
Messenger RNA from Lagopus leucura (white-tailed ptarmigan), 939 nucleotides. Its product is annotated as olfactory receptor 5A2-like. Gene Ontology annotation, biological process: G protein-coupled receptor signaling pathway. Gene Ontology annotation, cellular component: membrane. Gene Ontology annotation, molecular function: olfactory receptor activity; G protein-coupled receptor activity. The record is from RefSeq and is a predicted model, not a curated record. Bases 1 to 939 code for a protein of 312 amino acids. The transcript has a single exon. Lineage: Eukaryota; Metazoa; Chordata; Aves; Galliformes; Phasianidae.